UGAAAUAUUACCUAACAAUAGGAUUGAUUAUUUACAUUGUUUAAAUUCGUUAAUCUGUCAGCAGCUAUAUACAGUACAUGACCUAUUAGAUUUAUCAGGAAAAAGUCAAGUUGAUCAUGCGAAAGAUUUCUAAUUGCUUAGUUACCUGCAUGUUAUAUAUUAGGGGUAUAAAUAUAAUCCGUUCUUUUUAUGAAUAAAUAAGUUAUGUAACAUAGUGCAAUAACAUAAAAAAUUGAAGUGGAAUACUUUGGGAAAUAUAAAAUGGCGUAUUUUCAAUCUGUUCAUAAAAGUCAGAUACCUAUAAACUGUCAUUUAUGUGAUUCUAAGAAAAAUAUUAAGUGGAAAUGUGUAGACUGCGGACUUUUUAUCUGUGACAAGUGUAAAGAAGGAAGACAUCUUAGAAUUAAAAAUGCUCAGGAUCAUAAGGUCAUAAGUAUUAAAGAUGUUGGUCUGCACAGUGAAAAUUUGGAUUUUACAAAUAUUAAAUGCACCGACCACUCUGCACAAUCCUGCUGUCUUUUUUGCAAGAGAUGUGACAGUCUAGUGUGUCCGACUUGUGUGUCUAAAGUUCAUAAGAAACAUGCAAAUGACCUUAUUGAGAUCAGUGAAGCAUAUAAUAUAAAAUUAGAUGGACUGAAAGAAGGACAAAGUAAUAUUAAAAUGGAAAAAGAAAAAGCAAUUACCAGAAAAAAGCAUUUGGAACAAUGUAAGAAUGCUGAAAAUGCGAAGUAUAACAAAGUUAUUCCUAAUAUUCUGAAUCAUGGAAAUGCAUUGAAAAAGGCAAUUGACAAAUAUAUUGAAGAACUUAAAGUUGAAGUUGACGAACAUCUGAAAGCUAUUUUGAAAUCAAUUGACACAGACCUUCAUAUCUUAUCAAAAUCCAUGGAGUAUGCUAAUGAGAAAAACAGGGAAGUUGAGAUUUUAAUCAAAACUCAAGAUGUCGCAAAGUUUUUUUCAGAAGUCGGCAGAAGUUACAAAUCAAAAGAAGUGCUACUACCAAAAUCACAUUCUUCAUAUAAUUCCAUACCAAACUUUUUUCCAGGGGAGAUCACUCAAUCUAAUGUUGGAGUGCUACAAAGUGAAGAGAGUCCAGAGAAAUUAAGCAUUGCCUUUAAAAUCCUUCAAGAAUAUCAGACAGAACUUUCUAGAGUUUCACAAAUCAUUCCAUGUGUUGACAAUGCGGUCUGGAUAAAUUCAAGUUCAGAUGGUUGUAUUAUAAACGCAGAACCAAGAGGGAGAAAACUCACUGUGGUAUCUAACUUUAAAAUGACUGUCUAUGGUAUGGCAAUAACCCAAUCUAACGAUAUCCUUCUUUCUGUUCACGGUAAAUCCAGACUACAAAAACUCAAUAUUACUACUGGUAAACUGAUAGAUACCGAUUUUGACGUGGAUCCGCUGGUCCCUAUAAGUAUCCACACUACCAGUGGUAACAAGGUUAUAGUAGUAGGUAUUAGCGAGAAGCUUCGAAGAAAAGCGGUUUUUCUUAUAAACGACAAGGGAGACCAUGAAACUGUGUAUGAACACGAUAAACAUAAUCAACCUUUAUUUUCUUACCCCAGGAGUAUCACCAGUACCAGUAAUGGGAAUAUACAGCUGGUAGAUUUUCACAAAGGUAAAAAAGGUAGAGUGGUAGUGUUGGUUAAAGGAAGCGAUAUGAUCCAUUCAUAUAACGGAGAUCCAAAAAUCAACAAACACAAAUCAUUUAAACCACAAAGAAUAGUAACAACAUCAAGAGACAAUGUCAUGGUGACUGAUUUGGAUACAGAAAUCAUACAUAUUCUGAAUAGUAAUGGCUGCCUAAUAUCAUGGUACAACACUAAAGACAUAGGAAUACUACAUCCAUUCUCCCUUGCCCUUACUCCAACAGGACAGGUCUACAUUGGUUGUACUAGACAAGCCGGUAGUACAGCAAAGGAAGCUAAGAUUUAUGAAGUGACCAUAUCGGGAUGUUAAAAGCAUGUCAUCAUUUAAUUUUUGAUAAAUCGUUUAAUGCCUGAUAUUAAGAUUUUGCUUCAUAUAAACAAACUACAAACUGGCUAUAAUUCCAUUUUUCUUAGUUUUAUAAUAUAUCUAAUAAUAAGAUGUCACACAAAGGUUGUCAUGUUAAACUUAAUAAAGAUUUGAAGAACUCA
This is a messenger RNA of Mytilus californianus (California mussel), 2132 nucleotides long. RefSeq lists its product as uncharacterized. Gene Ontology annotation, molecular function: ubiquitin-protein transferase activity; zinc ion binding. The record is from RefSeq and is a predicted model, not a curated record. Lineage: Eukaryota; Metazoa; Mollusca; Bivalvia; Mytilida; Mytilidae. The transcript has a single exon. Gene Ontology annotation, cellular component: nucleoplasm; chromatin. The coding region runs from base 262 to 1953 and encodes 563 amino acids. Gene Ontology annotation, biological process: positive regulation of DNA-templated transcription.